Molecule: messenger RNA, 2071 nt
Organism: Daphnia magna
Lineage: Eukaryota; Metazoa; Arthropoda; Branchiopoda; Diplostraca; Daphniidae
Product: protein fem-1 homolog A-like
Exons: 3
Coding region: 128-1936 (602 amino acids)
Molecular function (GO): protein binding
Source: RefSeq, a predicted model, not a curated record
UGGAUAGUUUGCCGCAAGCUCGUCGCUGGACCCGCUACUUUGCAGACAAACUAGUCUGUCCGUCAAUGAAAAUGUCUGUCACAGCCGAAUACGAACAUAUGGGCCGAGCUGUAGCAGACGGUGCCCGAUGUUACACAGGAUGGCUCUUUUAAUUGCGUGCAAGAACGGCCAGCUGCAAGAAGUUCGGCACCUUGUUGAACAAUGCGGAGCGGACGUUAAUCAACCCGGCCAACUCAUGUGGGAGGAAGGUUACGAACAAGCUCUAGCUUUACCUCUGCAUACCGCUGUUAUCGCCGGACAUUUGGACGUGGUUCAAUAUCUCGUUGAGGACUACAAAGGGCUAACUCCUCUUCACGUCGCCGUCAUUUCUUUGGCUGAUCAAGUUCAAAAAGACGUCAUCCGUUGCCUGGCGAAAAACGGUGCAGAUCUGUCCGCCAACGACAGCAACGGUAACUCUUGCUGGGCAUUGACAUUCGACGUCGAUGUGAUAAAACUUCUCAUUGAACUUGGCAUGGACAUUCAUGAGACGACGAAUGAGUUGUUGGAGACGAUCGUUGAAGUAUGGGCCUGCUCACCGGAUCCGAGUGCAAUCGAAGUGAUGCAGCUGUUAUUGGACAAAGGCGCUGACUUCCACAAGGAAAACUGCGAAGGCUUGACUCCUCUAAUGGUGGCCGCAAUAGGCGCAAGUUGUCAACAAAAUUGGCCCGUUUUCGAAUUCAUUUUGACACAAGAAGAGCAACCCUUUAGCCGACCUGAUAAGAUCAUGGCACUCGAAUUAAUGGGAGCUUUUUACAUCAACACCGGGGAUUCGGGAAAUGGAUUGUUUUGCUGGAGGAUGGCCAUGGGAUUCCGUUUUGAUGUGUCGCCUGCCUUGUCUAAGCCUACUACAGUUCUGUCUGAAGUCGCUGGCAAGGCUUUCGACGCCUCAGAAGUGGAAAAUCUUGAACAACUGGAAGAAAUGGCCGUUUUCGAUCCUGAUUCUCUGAUAGUGCAGGCUUUAUUGAUUAUCUAUCGCAUUCUGGGAAUCAACAGCUACCAAACUUGGGAAUGUCUUACCAAAUACGCUCUCGAUUGCUGGGCUUUGAAUGACGGGCGUCGCUUUCUGAACAUUUCAAUGCUCGUUCUCGAGUGCAGCCAGAUGGAACAGGAUCUUUGGAUUACAACUGUUGAUACCAUUCGUCGGUUAGCGAUGUCAUUCCACAGUCUACGCAGGGAAGAAUCUGAUGCAGAAGAUCGUCAACUUGUCUCCUUUCCCAAUGUCAUGGCUGUUCUGCGUUGCGCAGCCAAUGAACUGCAUCGUUAUGCAAACUCAUACAACGACUACGACGAUGGGGAAAGUUGUAACAUUCUGCUGGACUGCGUGAUUCAACUGACGAUUGCUCUCAUUUCUUUGACUAUGACAGACGAGGAGAGUUUCGAGUUGAAACGAUGCUUAUAUCAGCUUGUCCGCCUGGAUGAAAGGAGCAGUCGCAAUGGCUACAAUCUUCUUUUGCUUGCCUGCUCAUCGUCGAGCUAUUAUUUCAGUUCCCUGGAAUUGGAAAUGAUUGACAGUCUUAAUAUCCAUGUUGGACAAUUACCUUCAGCUGAAGUUAUUCGUGUUUUGCUGGAAGUAGGAGCUGAUCCUGAUUCGAAAGACACGAUAGGUAACACGGGCCUUCACGUCUUGGCAAGAGCUGGUGAAACCUUUACGUCACCCACGGUCUUAGCGUUAUUCGAAGCUGGGGCUCACCUCGAUCAGACCAACGUGAUGCGAGAGACCAUGGCCGAUAUACUUCAUAAAGAUUCACCUCGCCAGGCAAAUACUAUUUUUCUUACCCCACUGGAAUUUCCAUCACUCAAAUGCCUUUCUGCUCGUGCAUUCCAUAAGCACAAUAUGUGUAGCACCUUCUUCGAUCUCAUCCCUUCAAGUCUGUACGACUUCAUCCUUCAACAUUGAUUUUCCAGUUGGAAAAAGUUUUUUGUUUGUUCUGUCAAACAUAAUAAAUUACAAAAUUCAUUUGUUUGUUCUGUCAAACAUAAUAAAUUACAAAAUUCAUUUGAGGGUGAUCAAAAUACAAAAUUAUAACAUAUA